UACCGAUCAGGUAAACAACGUCAAACAAAACUCGGCUUCUAAGUUCAUUCGAUUCAUAUGGUGUUAUUACUUUUGCAAGGAGAUUCAACUUAAUGCAAAUUCAAUCUAAUAAUAGAUUUUGAAUAAUAAUGUGAAAGCAUAACAAAAAGGCGAGUAUGCGUUUGUUAAACUUCAGACGGUCUGCCUUUGCCUGCAGUGCACUGAUAAAACCAAAGCAGCUGUAUUUGGCAAGGGCUUGUAUCCGUGGAGCACAGACGUCAACUACCAAUUGGGCAAAAUCGACUCAAGAAUUUCCCACGGAGGCAGACGUUGUAGUUAUUGGGGGUGGAAGCAUAGGAUGCAGCACAGCAUAUCAUUUAUCAAAACUAACCAAAGGAAAUAUAGUUUUACUGGAAAAAGACAAAUUAACAUCAGGGACAACUUGGCACACAGCAGGACUUCUUUGGAAAUUAUGGGCACAUGAUACAAUGAUAGAACUUGUAGAUCACACUCGAGAACUAAUGACUAAAACAUUGAAGGAGGAAACUGGAAUGGAAACAGGAUGGGUGCCAACUGGUGGAAUGUUCACCGCGGCCAAUAAGGAAAGAUUGGAUGAAUACCAAGUAAUGAGCACGCUUGGACAAGUUUAUGGCAUAGAAUCCUACGUUCUAAGUCCAGAAGAAUCGCUGAAGGUACAUCCUCUAUUGAACGUUGAUGACCUUUACGGAACUUUAUACAGUCCGUUAGAUGGCACCAUGGACCCAGCAGGAACUUGUACAACGUAUACCAAAGCAGCAGCUAAAUACGGCGCAAAGGUGUUUGAAGGCUGCGAAAUAUUGGGUUUGCAAGUCGAGGAAAACGAUAUGGGUACGAGACAGAUAAAAUCUGUGACUACCGACCUCGGUACCAUAAAAACAAGCAAAGUUGUCAACUGUACUGGCGUAUGGGCUCCUUACAUAGGAAAAAUGGCUGGUGUCCGAGUACCUCAAGUUGCUUAUAAGCAUGCAUAUGUUGUAACAGAAAUCAUUGACGGCAUCAAAACAUGCCCAAACGUUCGAGACCACGAUGGCUCUGUAUAUUUGAAAAGACAAGGAGACACAAUACAAAUUGGUGGAUAUGAACCUAAUCCUAUACCAUGGGAAAAGGUAGAAAAGAAUUUUGCUUUCGGUUUAUUCGACUUGGAUUGGGAUGUUUUUGGACAACAUAUUGAAGCUGCUUGCAAUCGAAUUCCUCAAAUUUUGCACACAGGGAUACGAACUACUGUUUGUGGACCAGAAUCAUUCACUCCUGAUGGCCAUCCUUUAAUGGGAGAAGCACCCGAAGUUCGUGGAUUUUAUCAUGGUAGUGCAUUCAACAGUGGGGGUAUGUUGCUCGGAGGAGGGGCAGGGAGAGAACUGGCACAUUGGGUCAUUAAUGGCCGCCCACAGCUUGACAUGUUUUCCAUGGAUAUCAGGCGAUUUCCCACUAAUCUGGUAAAUGAAAAAACUUGGUUGAAGGAAAGAAGUCAUGAAACAUAUGCAAAACAUUACAGUAUUGCAUUCCAUCACGACCAACCCCUGGGCGGAAGAAACCAAAGAGCAGAUCCGUUGCACCAGGAAUUAUUAAAUCGUGGAUGUUUUUAUGAAGAAAGACAUGGUUGGGAAAGACCAGCCUAUUUUCCUGGUGCAUCUCAAGACUUGAAUUUUCCGGUGAAGAAAUAUGAUUAUUACGGAAAUUAUGGGAAUGACAAACACAGAAAUUAUGAGUACAAUGAAAAAUUAAAGGAAGACUAUUGCUUUGAUUUUCCUGGAGAAGUGCAUAGACAGAUCGCUCGUGAAUGUCUCACAUGUCGAACUUCCGGCGCCAUAUUCAACACUUCUUACAUGGGUAAAUUGUUUUUGUCUGGACCUGGAGCAAGUGAUGUAGCAAGGCAUUUAUUUAGUCGUGACGUCACAAAGAGAAUGAACAAGUGUACAUACACACUCAUGCUCAAUCGGAAGGGUGGAGUCGAAGCUGAUCUAGUGGUAGCGACAAUGAAAGAUGCCAAUGGAGAACCUGUAUACUAUAUGACUGUUGGAGGGGCCACUACUGAAUACUGCAAAGCACAUGUUAAUAAAGUAAUGCAAGAUUACAACGUCAGUUGCAAAAUAGAGGAUAAAACUGACGAAAUGGGAAUCAUAAGCGUUCAAGGACCAAACAGUCGAUUGCUGAUGAAGUCGAUUUUGGACAGCGAUCCAAAAGUUAUCGACAAAAUGAAAUUCAGCACCUGGAAAAACAUAACUAUUGCAGGAUGUCCUGUUACUUUGAUGAGAAUUUCUUUCGUUGGAGAACUUGGAUUCGAAUUACAUUGUUCCAACAAACAUCUUCUACAAGUAUAUAAACAUCUUCGAGAAAAUGCUGAUAGUUUUGGAUUUUGUGAUUCUGGAUACAGAGCAAUGGAAUCGAUGAGUUCUGAAAUAGGAUUCCAUCACUGGCCUCACACUAUUCGUUCCGAUGAUUCAGUAUUUGAAUCUGGACUUGACCAUCUUUGCGAUCUUGACGAUCAGGAUUCAAUAUUUGUUGGCAAAAAUAACUUGCUUGAAACUAGAGAAUCACUGCCGAAGAAGAAGCUUGCUGUAUUUACGUUGAAUGACCAGGUACAAUUAUCAGGACACGAAGCAAUCUGGAGAAACGGAAAACCUGUUGGUUACAUUAGAAGUGCAGUGUACGCAUUUGCCCUGGGUAAAAGUAUUGCUUAUGGAUACAUCGCUCGAGACGGCUCUGGCGUUAACAAUGAAUACAUCAGCAAUGCAGAAUACGCGAUCAAACGAAUGGGUGUGAUGCACACAGCUAAUGUUCACCUGGUCGGUCCGUUUGAUCCAAAAUUCAAACGAAUGAUGGGGAAAUAUGACGAGGCGAAACAAGAACAACUGCUAGAACUUUUGCGUUCGAAAUAUGAGAAUGGUAAACCAGUUGAAGUUCAAAAACAAGAACAUAGUUUUGCUCAAAAAACAUAAAUUUAAUUAAAAUUGGUGAAAAGUGCAAUCGCGUGAAAUGAUUAAUAAUACACGGACUGCUCAUCUAGUUAGACAGAAAUGGGUAAAUGUACCACAUGAGUGCUUUUCAAACGAUAGGUUUUCGGCAAUAGAUUUAAUCCUGCUAGAUCGAAAUUAAACAUUUUAAAAAUAUAUUUAGACUCACAAAAAUGCUACAAAAACGCUUACGCUUUAGUUCGACGUAGAAUAAAUUCAACUCCAUAAAUAUUUUUUCACUCCUGUUUGCAUCGCAAUAAAAAAUUUCUUUCUGAUUUACUUGGUUUGUAACCAACCAUUAUACGUGUACUGAACUGUUUCAAAAUGACACCGAUCUAUGUAAUUCCUCAACAAGUUUUUGUUAUCCGGUAUUGCUCUCCAUAGCUGUUGAAAUAUAAAGUCUAAUAUAAUAUCAUAUUUACUGAAGAAAGAAGAUGAAGAUAAAACCAAGCUGAUUUGUGCUUAGAAAUAUCAUAAAAUUUAAAUAUUGGUAUAUUCAUGAAAUACUAUUGUAAUUUCAAUUACUAGCUUAUUGAUUAAGCUUUGGGAGUUGCUUAGUUUUUUGUAAAAAAUUAUCCAAAUCGAGUUCUUUAUUAUUCCUCCCCAAACUUUUAUCUGCUGAUAAACGUAGAAAACCUAUAUAUAUAUAUAUUUUUUUUUUCAAAUAGUUUGACGUUUUUGUUGUUAAUACUUUUGGUGUUAAUACUUAUUUUUGCGGUAAUUUAGUCUCAAACUGCUAACUUUAAUUUCAUUGUUUUUUAUUAUCAUUACUGUAAUAUAAAUAAGUAUAAUGGAAAUUGUAAUUUUAGUAUCAAAAAUUUAAUGAUGUUUUACUAUAAAGUCUCCUUUUCGCUAUAUAUAUAUUUUUGUCAUCAUUUUUUUUAUUUAGCAUGGAAUGAAACUAUUCAAUCAUGCAUCAAUGAAAUGUUUUAGGUUAUUUUUAGAUUUUGCGCUUUGUCACUAGCAAACCUACAUCUAGACUUUUUGAUCAAUGAUUGUUACCUUUGCCGUGAACGAGUUUACAUAUAUGCAA
This is a messenger RNA of Styela clava, 4002 nucleotides long. RefSeq names its product sarcosine dehydrogenase, mitochondrial-like. Gene Ontology annotation, molecular function: protein binding. Lineage: Eukaryota; Metazoa; Chordata; Ascidiacea; Stolidobranchia; Styelidae. Gene Ontology annotation, cellular component: mitochondrion. The record is from RefSeq and is a predicted model, not a curated record.